Cygnus olor (mute swan) is the source of this 5717-nucleotide messenger RNA. RefSeq names its product family with sequence similarity 199, X-linked (gene FAM199X). The record is from RefSeq and is a predicted model, not a curated record. The transcript is spliced from 6 exons. NCBI's taxonomy places the organism in Eukaryota, Metazoa, Chordata, Aves, Anseriformes, Anatidae. Bases 127 to 1278 code for a protein of 383 amino acids.
GGCAGGGGGCGCAGCCGCCACCGGAAGGAGCCCGCCGCCUCCUGCCCCGCUCCCUCCAUGGCGGCGCCAGCGGCUCGGCCGCUCGGAGCGUGAGGCGAUCCCCCCGCUCCUUCUCCCGCCGCCGCCAUGACCGAGGAGCCGUACGAGAAGUUCCUGGCCCCCGACGAGCCGUGCCCGCUCCUCUCGCACCAGCACCCGCCGCGCGGCGGCAGCUGGAGCCUGAGCGAGGAGGGCUGCCUGGACGUCAGCGACUUCGGCUGCCAGCUCUCGUCCUGCCACCGCACCGACCCGCUGCGCCGCUUCCACUCCAACAGGUGGAACUUGACUUCUUGUGGAACUAGCGUGGCCAGCUCAGAGUGCAGUGAGGAGCUGUUCUCUUCGGUUUCAGUUGGCGACCAAGAUGACUGCUAUUCUCUGUUGGAUGACCAGGAGUUCACCUCUUUUGAUUUGUUCCCUGAGGGCAGUGUCUGCAGUGAUGUCUCUUCCUCUAUCAGCACGUACUGGGACUGGUCAGACAGCGAGUUUGAAUGGCAGUUGCCUGGCAGUGACAUUACAAGUGGGAGCGAUGUACUUUCUGAUGUUAUACCUAGUAUUCCAAGCUCUCCGUGUCUGCUUCCAAAGAAGAAAAACAAGCAUAGGAAUCUUGAUGAACUUCCAUGGAGUGCAAUGACAAAUGAUGAGCAGGUUGAAUAUAUUGAAUAUUUGAGUCGCAAAGUGAGCACAGAGAUGGGCCUUCGAGAGCAACUUGACAUUAUUAAAAUUAUUGAUCCUACUGCGCAGAUCUCACCUACAGAUAGUGAAUUCAUUAUUGAACUGAACUGUCUCACAGAUGAGAAACUGAAACAGGUGAGAAACUAUAUCAAGGAACACGGACCUCGUCAGCGAUCUGCAAGGGAAAACUGGAAGAGGAGUAGCUACAGUUGUGCAAGUACCAGUGGUGUGAGCGGUGCCAGUGCCAGCAGCAGUAGUGCCAGCAUGGUCAGCUCAGCAAGCAGCAGUGGUUCUAGCGUUGCUAACUCUGCGUCAAACUCAAGUGCCAACAUGAGUCGAGCACACAGUGAUAGUAAUUUGUCCACAAGUGCUGCAGAAAGAAUCCGGGAUUCAAAAAAACGUUCCAAGCAACGGAAACUACAGCAAAAGGCCUUACGCAAGAGACAGCUGAAAGAACAAAGACAAGCUCGUAAGGAAAGACUGAGUGGAUUAUUUCUUAAUGAAGAAGUGCUCUCUUUAAAAGUGACUGAGGAGGACCAUGAAGGAGAUGUGGAUGUUUUAAUGUGACAGGGGUGAAUUUAUCAGUGUUCUUUCUAAGCCUUAAAUGUAUUAUUCUUAUUGUUUACAUAUAUUUCUUGACCAAAUUUUGAUUAGUGUUAACAAUAUAAACCAGAUCUUUUCUCAAGUAUAAUUUUGGUAAGACAUUCUAAGAAUUGAGUAACUUCAGCUUUUUGAGACUAAUUUUGCAACUAAGACUUCAGAAAAUUAAUUGACUUCGGAAAAGCUGCUGAAUAGAUAAAUUCUUUGUAAGGAAAAUUGAAUUUGGCUGACAUGCUACUUGCAAGACGUAAGUCUAGGGAUGCUUUCAGAUGACACUAAGUAUGCAGUACUAUGCUUCAGCUUUUUUUUGUUUUCGCCUAGUUAGCAUUAAUAUUACACUUAGCUUGCUUUGUCUCUUCCUUUCUUGUUAGAAAGAUAGUUUAGCAUGAGAUAAAAAAUAAGAGUUCUGUAAGGCUUUCUUCAGUAUUUCUCUUGGAUCAUACAGAAUCAAAAUACUGUGAUAAAUCCAAUUUCUAGAAGUUUCAAUUUAACUCAAACUGCAUAGAAAGCAAGAAGCAGAACUUCUAAUGCAAAAAAUGUAUAUACACAAAUAAUACCUAAUGAUACAGUUAUUUAGAAAGCAUUUAGAGUCAAAAAUGAAAACAAAAAUUGCAAACUUAGUCUUUAAAAAGUUAUUUUGCUGCUCAAUAUCUCUUAGUCUGAUCAUUAGUAACGGUUGACUAGUACAUCCCUAGUAUUGCUAUAAAGAGAUUGAAAGAAAACAUCGUUAUGCAUUAAAAGUACAUUAAUCUUCAGUAAAGUUGUCUAGGACACUACUUAAAAUAGCUUAAAAUGCUAGUGGAAACAGAAGUGCAAACAGGUGGCACACAACUUUGGUGGCUUUUUCUUCCCCCUGGAAUUUUAUCUAAAUUGAUUCAUGUUGUAGGCAAGAGAACUUAACACAGCUGUGUCAUACAAUUAUGUUUACUCCUUUACCACCCAACUGAGGAUGGGUCUUCCAUGCUGGUUGUUGCACAAUUAUUAAUGUGCUUCAGAAUCCUGCUUUUGUUGUCUAUCUGCUUUUGAAGUAUCUCUUGCUAAGAAAAUUAGGUAAAAUUAUUUUUUUUCAGGUAGGGAGGUAAAAGUAGUUGUUUUAACAUGUUUCCUAAUCAUGACAAUCUGUAAAGUGACUUCUGUCUUCAUCUUGGAACUACGUGUUACAAAACUCCUUUCCCUCCAACCUGAGAUGAAAUGGAUAGCUCUAAAUUUCAGAGUGAAAGUUGAGGAGUUCAAGUAUUUUCUAUUUCUGAGUUCAGGAAGGUGAUUUUCUUACUACACUGAUGCUUUACUAUUUUAAUUUUGCUCUCAUGAAUUAAGGUGUCUGGCAAUUUAGUAUGGUCACAGGUGCCUGUAAAUGCAGGAUAUAGCCUAAUCCUGCAGAAUUGCAUGAUUCACUUUAUGUAGAGAUUUGGGACUACUCAUUCAUUUUGCAUGUCCUGCACACACUUUUUUGCCAUGACAGCUGAAGUAUAUUUAUUUCAGAAGUGGCAUUCCAUGUAGCCUGAAAAUAAUCUAACCAAUAAAAUAUCUGAACAGUGGCCUCUGAAAGGGCUUCAGUAGGAAAUAAAUGAUGUCCAUAGUCUAACUAGUCUAUGUGAACUCAGUCACUCAUUGCAGCCAGACUUGGCUAUUAAUAAAAGCUAUGUAAUGUCAUUUUCAACUUGAAUGUUAGCUACCCCAUAUUGCCAGUCAUUUGGCUGCAAACCAGAAGUGACUCUAAUCUGUUAGUAUUUGCUUGCAGUGCAUUAUAGCUGGAUGACACCUCUCUUCUUCCUGUAGAAACAAUACUAAAAACUUUUUAGCUGUGUACAAGUUAUUAAGAAUUUAGAUUGACUUGUAUCUGCAGCUUUUUAAAUGGAUGGGAGAAGAAAAUCAAUUGCUGUCAAUUCAGCUAAUUUCAGGAUGCAGUAGCUGCACUCUUGCAACUUACUAUGGCAGUAAUGGAUGAAUUCAUCAUGAAACAUUUCACUGUGUGUACUGUCACAGCUGAGUAUAACCUUUAUUUUCCACAGUGAUUUUGAGAUGUGAAUAUUUAUUUCCUGAAGAAAAAUGUACAUUUAAUCUUGUAGAGCAUUGAAAUUCUGAAAUGAAUUGUAAGAAAGGUGCAAUACCUCAGCAUGGUGGAGCAUGAAAGUGUCGUUUUAUUCUGUUUCAGUAGCUCUUCAGAGUUCAAAUUCCUCAGGCCGUCUUGAGAGAAGACUUCCUCAUUUUGAUGAGGUACCUGUCUACUAGCUUUCAGAGGUUGUAAAACGAGGGAGGAUAGUAUUUCCAUCUUGAUUUUAGUGUAAGCAUGUAAGUAUAAAUUUAUCCAAAUGACUAAAUGGUUCCAAUUACUCACCUGUUGUAUUGGAGAAAAGUUCCUUGGUGCCACAGUAGCUGCUUGGGGUAAGUUAUCUCCAGCUGGGUACUUCAGUCACUUGUAUGACAGUUAAAAUGAUAGAAAAGUCUGAGUUUAAAGGGGUGCCACGUUAAUAACUCAUAGCUCUAGAAUCUUGUAGUUCCAGAAUGCUUUUAACCUAAGAAUACAAAACUGUGGAUGUUCUGAUCAGAAUGUAGAAUAAUUUCUUGGUUACCUGACUUUCCUCUUUGCUAAGUACUUGGCAUCUGAGAGAAUCAGACCUGAAAUAGCUGUGGGAUUCAAACUUUGUCCCAUGCUUUUACAUGCUCUCUUUUUUCCCUCUUUCAUAUCCUUCUUAGUUCAAAUGGUACCCUCAUUUUGAGGAGGGGUGGGAGGUGUCUUUAUCAGAUUCUGAUCUUUUCUUGCAAUAUGCUGUAUGUUUAAAAUUUGUUUUGGAUGCCUGUGGCAUUAGUUAGGUGGAAUUUUAGUUACACUUUGAUCAGCAAGACAAGGUUUAAGCCAUAGUGGCUGCUACUUUGUUUUACAGGAGGCUAUCUACAGCCUGUUGGGUUCAGAUAGCUACAAAACAGCAACAGACUGUACAUUCUUUGUACUGCUUUUUUCAAAAAAGAAAGAAUCAGAUCUCUACUUAUUAAUUGAUGGAAAAUGUUAAGCUUAAAAGCAAAAUAGAGACACACGGGAAAAAGCUAGUAGUUGUAUGGCUCCAUGGUACUGAAGCUGUAUAUCUAGGUGCUUGUACCCGCUGUAAUACAAAUGUAAUCAGUUUACACUCUGUAACAUUAAUGAUUUGCUUCCAUGGUAACUUUUUCUCUAAAAAGGCUUAGAAGGAGCACUGAAAGUCUGAUUGCAAUAGGACUGUAAACAAUAGAGAACAUUCUUUUCUAAUAUGAUGUUAAAUACGAGGAAGAAAGCUAGCUGCCUGACAAACCUGUCUAAUUUGUGUGUGUAUCUGGUGUCACCCUUUGUCUCUGUUAAGACACAAACUAUUUUUCUUUAACUGGGAAACUGAUUAAAGGAUGGUUAUAGUAUACUCUGUAUGGGGUGCUUACUAAGAAGAGCAAUCAAGGUCUUUGCAAAGCUUUCCUGGGCUUAACUUUUAGUUCUCAUAUUGUGGUUUGAAACCUGUGAAGAACAUUCUCUGGGGGGGGAAAAUAAAAAGUUUGAAUUCAUUCAUAUGCAUUUACAUCAGAGUGCGUAUAAGGUGUUGAAGCAAAUAAAAUGGCAAUAUUUACUGUUCAUCUAUGCUGAAUGGCUUAAAGCCAUUUCUUUUCUCUUAACACUCUGAGCUUUGAAAUCAGUUGAUGCAUUGGUCUAUAAAUAUUAAUAAAUUUGACUGUUUUGGGGGCUCUUGAAACUGAAACUCAUUCUUAUAAGCCAGCUUUUCAUGGCCAAUGUUGUUAGAUUUAUUGGUUUAAAGUUCUUGAGCUUAUGGGUUUUGCGGUUCUUGGGCACAGAAAGGACCUGGUCGACAUGCAAUUUUCCAUUUAAGGAUUGCAAAAUUAACUUAAUCUACCAAGUGCGAAUGUUAGUAGUAUUCAAAGUUUGUCUGUUUUGACUAUUAACUCUGAUAAUCGUACUUGCAUUCUCUCUCAUCUGGCUAACUUUAAAAUAUUUCCAAAUUACAAAUAAAUUCUGCAAUUAAAAAAAAUAUAUGUUGAAGCUUGAAUAUAGUUCAUAACCAAAGCAAGGAGAAAAUGGUGGGUUUUGUUUGGUUUUUAUUUUGGUUUAUGUGUUUGUUUUUUUUGAUGUUUUGGUUUUCUUUGGGGGGUGUAGAUUAGAAUAUAUGGUACUGCUUACAUUUUUUUUUUUCCCAGGUUCUCCACUAAUUAUAUGGCUAAAAUGCACUUUUGUAUAGAAAACUGUCCUAUGUACAUUCUGUAUCUGCUUUCCACAAUGUUUAUAGAGAUUAUUUCUGAAAUUGUGAAGGAUUUACCAAUAGCUGCCAUGCUGGUGACUGAUGCUGUUUACAUCAAGUUUUCAUUGUAUUUGAAAAUAGUCAUGUGCAUAUUGGAGUACAGGUUGGAAUUAAAACUGAUGACAUAGCAAA